GGUUUAUCUAUUAAUCGGGUAUCUAAAACCGGCUUAUACUUCAUUGUGAUUUAUAGUUCAAUAUUAACCCCAUUUCAACCACUGGUUGAUGCGUAAAUAAAUCUUCAUCUGCAAUCUUUCCUCCUGGAUCAAGCAUUAUUGGUUUUUGUUCCGUUUAUGCAAGUAGCAAGUGAAUGAUGUUGGUAAUCAUAACAAAGUAACAUUACUAGUGUUUCGUCAAUUCAUCACAUAUUGUUUUCUCAGAUUCUGUUGUAUUGUUUUGGAUUUACUCAACUCAUUUUCACCGGGUAUUGAGGACCAGUACAUUUUCAAAUACUAUUGUUGACCUUUAAACUACUGUUCAACAAGUUGAGUAAUGACAGUUUCGUCCUUAGUACAGAAUGAUCAAUUCAUAAAUAGUCGUCGAUUUCAAGUCACAGCUAAUUCAUUCAGUUUUAAUCGUCAGUAUGCACAGAUCUAUGUGGCACGUCUAACUGCAGCUAAGAGAGUGUUGACAGUGUUGGCUGAACAGAAAUGGUCUACUUCAUCCGCAAAAUCUGGAGCCUCGCGUUUCCCUGUUCGAUCAUUAGCUGACUUGAACAGCGAUGAAAAAUGCAUAAUAAUUGGCACACUUUUCAAGGAAAUGCGUUUAAAACCUAGUGUACUACAUGACAUUGCAGCGGUGGAAAUUGAAAACAUCGAAUCAGAUAACCGAAUUUCUUCAACGGAUACUCAAUCGUUGGUUCAUCUCACGUCGGAUGAUGAUGUACUUUUUCUUGAAGAUGAAGUACAACGUAUUUCUUUGAGCUUUUGUGGUCAGAUUUCAAAACCUUGGUCUCCAGCUAAUCUGGUUACAGGAGUUGUAAUAGCAGCCCUCGGUUACGAGCCUGAAUCCCAACCAGGCUCUUUCAUUGUCGAAGAUAUGUUGUUCAUGGAGCCCCAACCUGAAAAACCUAUUAUUGUUCAAGAAAUUCCUUCUAUUGACGUUAACAUAACAGCUUUUCGCAAUUCUGGACCUUGGAUCGGUGUCGUUAGCGCCUUAGGAUUUGCAGGUAGUGGCCAUGUGAAACCGGGACAUUCAAUGGCUCUUCAACUGCUUGCCGACUGGAUGCGUUGUGCAGGAGACUUUGAUGGUUCAUCAGAGUCUCAUACUGAUUCUGGUUUGAUACAUCUUCUGAUUUUAGGAGACUCAAUUCAAGCAUCAAAGUUGAGUAAAGAUAACGAUGGUGAUAAGUGCACCCCAGCUGUACGUCUUACACAGCGUGCUCGCUACUUAACUCGUAACGCCGAUGCAGAAACUGUUACCGCUAUGGCUCGUUUUGAUCAAUGGUUAUCCACUCUUCCUAUAGGACCAGGAUGUAAAAAUAAUGGCACAAAUUCUAAUGGUAUAUCUAUAGAUUUGUUGCCAGGACCAUCUGAUCCUUCUUCAGUGCUUAUGCCACAACAACCAAUUCAUUCGGCUGCUUUACCUUGUGCAGUUUCUCGUUCCGGUGGUGUUGGAAGUGGAAAUUUAUGUGGUCGAACAAAUCCUUAUAGUUUUACGUUGAGAAACCGAAAUAUUCUGGCUACUUCUGGUCAAGGUGUAAAUGAAUUAUAUAGAUAUACGAAAUUAGAGAAUGCUUGUGACCGGAUGGAAGCUACCUUACUUUGGGGUCAUUUAGCACCUACUUGUCCUGAUACGCUGGGAGGAUAUCCAAUGCUCACUACCGACCCACUUCUUCUCCGUUCGUCUUCCGUUUCAGCUGCUCAAAACUUUAGUCCUGACUAUCCUGAUAUCUAUAUAGCUGGUUGUCAACCUGAGGAUCAACCAUCUUGGAGACGUGCUCGAUUAAAAUGGAGUGAAGUGAUAGAUAAAAAUAAUUCUGGUUGCUUAUUGGUAUCUGUACCGCGUUUUGAUUCAACAUUCUCUUUUGUACUUAUCAACCUAAAGUCACUUGAUUGUCGUGUAGUUCGUUUUGAUUCAAGUUUGUUAGAUGAAGAAAAUUAAUGUUCAGAGCAUAAAUAUAUCGUUUUGAUUUUGUGUA
Molecule: messenger RNA, 2003 nt
Organism: Schistosoma turkestanicum
Lineage: Eukaryota; Metazoa; Platyhelminthes; Trematoda; Strigeidida; Schistosomatidae
Source: the annotation of a GenBank genome assembly